Molecule: messenger RNA, 2022 nt
Organism: Scomber japonicus (chub mackerel)
Lineage: Eukaryota; Metazoa; Chordata; Actinopteri; Scombriformes; Scombridae
Gene: zbedx
Exons: 2
Coding region: 70-1977 (635 amino acids)
Molecular function (GO): DNA binding
Source: RefSeq, a predicted model, not a curated record
UACUAAAUCGGAUUACGAUACUUUUAUUUUAUUUCAGGACGUUAAACAACAGUAGAGAUUGCGUCCGACAUGGAUGUGGAUCACAAUGAACCUAGUGGCGAGACCAAAUCGGCCAUGCAUACUUGGCGUUAUCGCCACCAUUUCACGUACAAGGCAGAUCAAGGAAAAAAUAUCAUCGUCCAGUGUAAUCUGUGUCUGCCGAGGGUUAAUCUGCUAUCCACGUCGAAGACCUCAACAUCAAACCUAAAGAAGCACUUAGACAGAACACAUUUGGGCUGUGAUGCCAGGCCUGAUGCCAAGAGGGGACGGAGGAGGGAAGAACACAAUGGCGAGGAGAGCAGGCACUGCCAACUCAAAAAGCUAAAAGCGGAAAUCAUCUCCAAAUGCAUGUCCCAAAACAAGAUAGACGAGCAUGUCUUCAACUUCAUCGUGGAGGAUUGCCAUUCAUUUUAUGUGCUGGAGCAGCCUGGGUUCAAGAAGCUGAUUGCGGGCUUGACUGAAGGGUUAAAGUCCAUGGACAGGGUGACCUUGUUUACAAAGGUGGACCAGGGUUUUUCCAGGAUGCGGGAGGAGCUGAUGACAAAACUCAGUAAUGUCCAGUAUGUGUGCACCACAGCUGACAUCUGGACAGCCAGCAACAGAAGCUUCUUCGGGAUGACCUGUCACUGGAUUGACACAGAUUCUUUGGAGAGGAAAUCUGCUGCUCUGGGUUUUGUGAGGCUACAGGGCAGGCUCACGUAUGACACCAUUGCAGGGAAAAUACAUGACAUCCAUGUGACGUUCAAUAUCGAAAGUAAAGUUCAGACCACCGUGGCGGACAACGGCAGCCCCUUUGUCAGCGUGUUCAAGGAGUUUGUGUUGGACAGCCAGGACACCGACGAUGACAUCGGCUUCUACGAGAAUGUGAGCACCAUCCUCGAGGGUGAGCCGGAACAGGACAUGCUCUUGUUUCUUCCCACUGUGCAACGCUGUGCAUCACACACCCUGGAGCAGAUUGUCUCCGAAGACUUUUGGCAAGCUGUGUCGCAGGGGCCCAUGUGUCAGCUGCAUUACAGUACAAUGGCUAAGGUGUACGCGAUAUGGAGCAAAUGCCACCAUCUCCAAGUUGGUAUGGAUGCAGCCGAGGAGAUAGGAAAGAUGGCGCUCGUCGUCCCUGCCGUCAUACGCUGGAAUGUGGAGUUCUGUGCCGUGCAGAAGAUCGUCUCUCUCAGUGAGCGGGAGCUGACCGAGCUGUGUGCCCGUCUGGAGGUCCCACGUCUGCAACCAGAGGAGAUGGCCUUCCUCAAAGAAUACGCGACUGUAUUCCACCCACUCGCUUUUGCACUUGAACUUUUCCAAGCGGAGCAGAAAUGUUACCUGGGUCUGGUCAUCCCAACUGUACUAAGUCUGAAGAACAAGCUAAACGAGCAGAAAGAGGCCGCAAACUACUUCGGCGAUGUCAUCACUGCCAUUGUUAUGGCUAUUGAUGUACGGUUCCAGGAGCUGUUCGCCAGCACAGAAGCAAAGUUUGCAACAGCGACAACUCCUCAGUUUCGCUUGUGGUGGAUGCCUGCUUCUGAGAGAGAGGAGAUGUGCGCCCUGCUGGCUACAGAGGCGUCCCAGGUGGAUCCCUGCAACAUAACCGAGGCAAACACCAGCCAGUGCAAUGUGUCAACCAUUAAAUCUGAAGAUGACUUCUUCAGUUACGGGCCCGUGAGGCCGGCCACUCAGAUCCAGCAGCGGGGAGCGAUGGAGGAGGUCCGCAAGUACAUUGAAGGGCCAGGGAAGAGCCUAGAGUGCCUUCAGGACUUCCCCAGAGUGAAGCAGCUUUUCCUAAAAUACAACACCACUCUGCCCUCCACCGCCCCCGUCCAGCGCCUCUUCAGUCAAAAAGGCAACUUGGUCACCUCACAGAGAAACUUUCUGACUGAUGACUACUUUGAGCGCAUUCAGCUAUUAAGAUACAAUAGCAGCAUUUGCGCUUUGGCCCCUGUUUGAACACAUUACCAGUCUCUCUCUCUCUCUCUCUCUCUCUCUCUCUCU